Hemicordylus capensis (graceful crag lizard) is the source of this 8778-nucleotide messenger RNA. RefSeq names its product mucin-16-like. The record is from RefSeq and is a predicted model, not a curated record. Bases 12 to 7682 code for a protein of 2556 amino acids. NCBI's taxonomy places the organism in Eukaryota, Metazoa, Chordata, Lepidosauria, Squamata, Cordylidae. The transcript is spliced from 64 exons.
CAACCACAACCAUGGCAGAGGCCUCCACUUCUCCUGAGACAACACAUGAAACCACAACCAUGGCAGAGACCUUCACUUCUCCUUCAGAGACAACACUUGCAACAACAACCACAGCAGAGACCUUCACUUCUCCUUCAGAGACAACACUUCCAACAACAACCACAGCAGAGGCCUCCACUUCUCCUGCAGAGACGACUCUUGCAACCACAACCAUGGCAGAGACCUUCACUUCUUCUCCAGAGACAACGCUUGCAACUACAGCCACAGCAGAGGCCUCCACUUCUCCUUCAGAGAAGACAACGCUUGAAUCAACAGCCACGGCAGAGGCCUCCACUUCUCCUUCAGAGACAACUCUUGCAACAACAACCACAGCAGAGACCUUCACUUCUUCUCCAGAGACAACACUUGCAACAACAACUACAGCAGAGGCCUCCACUUCUCCUUCAGAGACAACACUUGCAACAACAACCACAGCAGAGGCCUCCACUUCUCCUUCAGAGACGACGCAUGAAACCACUACUAUGGCAGAGGCCUCCACUUCUGCUGAGACAACGCAUGAAACCACAACCAUGGCAGAGACCUUCACUUCUCCUUCAGAGACAACACUUGCAACAACAACCACAGCAGAGACCUUCACUUCUUCUCCAGAGACGACACUUGCAACAACCACCACGGCAGAGGCCUCCACUUCUCCUUCAGAGACAACACUUGCAACAACCACCACGGCAGAGGCCUCCACUUCUCCUUCAAAAACAACGCUUGAAACAACAACGUUUGAAACAACAACAUUUGAAGCAACAACCAUGGCAGAGGCCUCCAUGGCUCCUUCCGUCUCUGUAACCACCACAGCAUCUAUCUCCUCUGUAGCCAAAGAGGCCACCUCCUCUGUCUCUCCAACUACCACCCCAUCUGUGAUGAACACAUUAGCUAUCACAUCAUCAGCAACAGAGAGAGCUGCCUUGACCACCCCUCUUGUUCCUGAAGGAGGCGCAACCAAAAGCACAACUGCAAUCCUCACGACAGUUUCACUCAGUACAACACCUUUUGCAACAACGGCGGUCAAUGAAUCUGUCAUCCAGCCGGUCACCAAGAGACCAGAAGAGCAACCUCCUGAGGCUGGCAACACCACGACUCCACUCUCGACCACGUUGCCUGUAGCGACGACAAGCUCUUCAGCGAGGCCUCCACUUCCCCCAGUUAUACCUCCCGUAACGCCCAGAAUGACCACAAAAACCACUCCGGUAGCAACAAUACCUGUUACAGUUUCUGCCUCCACCAUCUCAACCCAGGCAACAGCUGGCCUUCCAACCCCAACAGCAACUCAAGUUUUUUUGCCAAAUGUUGAACAGUUUACAGUAAAUUUCACCACAACCAACCUCAAGUACAACCCCAGUUCUGAAGAGUUCAACAUGACAGUGAAAGAUCUGAUUAGUAGGCUUGACCAGCUACUGAGAAACAGCAGCAUUGGGCCUGAUUUCAUGGGAUGCAGAGUGACAGGAGUUAGAGCUGAGAACAACGGGGAUGCCACGGGAAUAGAUUGCGUCUGCACGUACCGCAACAUCUCCACCGUCCCCGCCUUUGACCGGGUCCGAGUGUACCAUGAAAUGGUUAACAUGACAAACGGAUUCACCAAGAUGGGACCCCAUGACCUGGAAAGAUACAGCCUCUAUGUGAACGGUUAUAAUGAAGCCCCUCUGGAAACAACGGUUCUCCCGACCACCACCCAAACGCCAACCCCAACUCCAGCCUCAGUCAUUAACCACUUCACUGUCAAUUUCACUGUAACCAACCUCAAAUACAAGGACGAGAUGGGAAUUCCCAAUUCAAAGACUUUCAAUUCCACAGAGAGAGUUCUCAUCGCUAUGCUUGGCAGGAUUCUCAUCAAUAGCAGCAUUGGCCCUGCAUACUUGGGAUGUGAAGUGACAACUUUGAGACCUGUGAGAAAUGGAGAGGAAACUGGGAUGGACGCCAUCUGCACUUACAGAAAUGACUCUGCCACUCCCGUGUUCGACCGAGUCAAGGUGUACCAUGAAAUAGUCAACCAGACAAAUGCUUUCACCAAGAUGGGGCCCUAUAGACUGGAAAGAUACAGCCUCUAUGUCAACGGCUACCAUGAGGCCCCUCUGGAACCAACUGUUUUGCCCACUACAACCCAAACACCAACACCCGCCCCAGCAACUGAACACUUCACUGUCAAUUACACCAUAACCAACCUGAAGUACAAGGAAGAGAUGGGGAUUCCUAAUUCAAAGGUCUUCAAUUCUACAGAGGAAUCCCUCACCAAUCUGCUUGAUAGAAUUCUCAUCAAUAGCAGUGUUGGGCCAGUGUUUUUGGAAUGCCGUGUGGUAACUCUGAAGCCUGUGAGAAAUGGAGCUGAAACUAGUGUGGACACUGUCUGCACUUACCGAAAUGACUCCACCACGCCCAUCUUUGACCGAGUGAAAGUGUACGAUGAAAUCGUUAACAUGACAAAUGGAUUCACCAAGAUGGGGCCCUAUGACCUGGAGAGAUACAGCCUCUAUGUCAAUGGUUAUCACAAAUCCCCUGUGGAACCACCUGUGUUGCCAACCACCACGCAAACACCAACACCAGCCCCAGCGAUUGAAGACUUCACUGUCAAUUUCACCGUAACCAACCUCAAAUACAGGAACGAGAUGGGAAUUCCCAAUUCAAAGACUUUCAAUUCCACACAGAGAGCUCUCAUCACUAUGCUUGGCAGGAUUCUUGUCAAUAGCAGCAUUGGCCCAGCAUACUUGGGAUGUGAAGUGACAACUUUGAGACCUGUGAGAAAUGGAGAAGAAACUGGGAUGGAUGCCAUCUGCACUUACAGAAAUGACUCUGCCACUCCCGUGUUCGACCGAGUCAAGGUGUACCAUGAAAUAGUCAACCAGACAAAUGCUUUCACCAAGAUGGGGCCCUAUAGACUGGAAAGAUACAGCCUCUAUGUCAACGGCUACCAUGAGGCCCCUCUGGAACCAACUGUUUUGCCCACUACAACCCAAACACCAACACCCGCCCCAGCAACUGAACACUUCACUGUCAAUUACACCAUAACCAACCUGAAGUACAAGGAAGAGAUGGGGAUUCCUAAUUCAAAGGUCUUCAAUUCUACAGAGGAAUCCCUCACCAAUCUGCUUGAUAGAAUUCUCAUCAAUAGCAGUGUUGGGCCAGUGUUUUUGGAAUGCCGUGUGGUAACUCUGAAGCCUGUGAGAAAUGGAGCUGAAACUAGUGUGGACACUGUCUGCACUUACCGAAAUGACUCCACCACGCCCAUCUUUGACCGAGUGAAAGUGUACGAUGAAAUCGUUAACAUGACAAAUGGAUUCACCAAGAUGGGGCCCUAUGACCUGGAGAGAUACAGCCUCUAUGUCAAUGGUUAUCACAAAUCCCCUGUGGAACCACCUGUGUUGCCAACCACCACGCAAACACCAACACCAGCCCCAGCGAUUGAAGACUUCACUGUCAAUUUCACCGUAACCAACCUCAAAUACAGGAACGAGAUGGGAAUUCCCAAUUCAAAGACUUUCAAUUCCACACAGAGAGCUCUCAUCACUAUGCUUGGCAGGAUUCUUGUCAAUAGCAGCAUUGGCCCAGCAUACUUGGGAUGUGAAGUGACAACUCUGAGACCUGUGAGAAAUGGAGAAGAAACUGGGAUGGACGCCAUCUGCACUUACAGAAAUGACUCUGCCACUCCCGUGUUUGACCGAGUCAAUGUGUACCAUGAAAUAGUCAACCAGACAAAUGCUUUCACCAAGAUGGGGCCCUAUAGACUGGAAAGAUACAGCCUCUAUGUCAACGGCUAUCAUGAAGCCCCUGUGGAACCACCUCCUGUACCCACUAAAAUCCCAACACCAACCCCAGUGGUGGAACACUUCACUGUGAACUACACAGUAACCAACCUCAAAUACAAGGAUGAGAUGGGAACACCAGAUUCGAAGACUUUCAACUCUACAGAGAGAGCACUCCUUGCCCUGCUUGGCAGAAUUCUCGUCAAUAGCAGCAUUGGCCCGGCAUACUUGGGAUGUGAAGUGACAUCUCUGAGACCUGUGAAGAAUGGAGAGGAAACUGGGAUGGAUGCCGUCUGCGCUUACAGAAGCAGCUCCAACACUCCCGCUUUUGACCGAGUCAAGGUGUACCAUGAAAUAGUCAACCAGACCAAUGCUUUCACCAGGAUGGGGCCCUACCACUUGGAAAGAUACAGCCUCUAUGUCAAUGGUUAUCACGAAGUCCCUCUGGAACCUACUGUUUUGCCCACUACAAUCCUAACCCCAACCCCAGCGGUUGAACAGUUCACUGUGAAUUUCACCAUAACCAACCUCAAAUACAAAGAGGAGAUGGGAAUUCCCAAUUCAAAGACUUUCAAUUCAACAGAGAGGACUCUCACCACCCUGCUUGGUAGAAUUCUCACUGGUAGCAGCAUUGGCCAGCAAUAUUUGGGAUGCGAAGUGACAUCUCUGAGACCUGUGAGAAAUGGAGAUGAAACUGGAAUGGACGCCAUCUGCACCUACAGGAACAACUCCACCAUACCCUUGUUCGACCGAGUCAAAGUGUACCAUGAAAUAGUCAACCGGACAAAUGCUUUCACCAAGAUGGGGCCCUAUAGACUGGAAAGAUACAGCCUCUGUGUCAAUGGUUAUAACGAAGCUCCCGUGGAAGCAACUGUCCUGCCCACUACAGCCCCAAAGGUGGAACACUUCAGCGUCAAUUUCACCGUAACUAACCUCAGAUACAAGGAAGAGAUGGCAACCCCCAACACAAAGACUUUCAACUCGACAGAGAGAGCGCUCACCACUCUGCUUGGCAGGAUUCUCAGCAGCAGCAGCAGCAGCAUCGGCCCAGCAUAUUUGGGAUGCAAGGUGGCAGGUCUGAGGCCAGUGAAAAAUUGGGAUGAAACUGGGAUGGACGCCAUCUGCACAUACAGAAAGAAUGCUACUAUGUCCGCAUUUGAUCGGGUCAAGGUGUACCGUGAGAUAGUUAACAGGACAAAUGGAUUCACCAAGAUGGGGCCCUACAACUUGGAACAAUACAGCCUCUAUGUCAAUGGUUACCAUGAAGAGCCUCUUGAAGCAACUGUCCUGCCCACUACAGCCCCAAAGGUGGAACACUUCAGCGUCAAUUUCACCGUAACUAACCUCAGAUACAAGGAAGAGAUGGCAACCCCCAACACAAAGACUUUCAACUCGACAGAGAGAGCGCUCACCACUCUGCUUGGCAGGAUUCUCCGCAGCAGCAUCGGCCCAGCAUAUUUGGGAUGCAAGGUGGCAGGUCUGAGGCCAGUGAAAAAUUGGGAUGAAACUGGGAUGGACGCCAUCUGCACAUACAGAAAGAAUGCUACUAUGUCCGCAUUUGAUCGGGUCAAGGUGUACCAUGAGAUAGUUAACAGGACAAAUGGAUUCACCAAGAUGGGGCCCUACAACUUGGAACAAUACAGCCUCUAUGUCAACGAUUACCAUGAAGCAUACACACCCCCAACCACUGCCUUGCCACCCACCACCCAGGCUCCAGGAUUCGAACACUUUGUGGUGAACUACACUGUGACCAACCUCAAAUAUAAACCAGACAUGGGGGUCCCCAAUUCAAAGGUGUUCAACUCGACAGAGAGAGCCCUAACCUCACUGCUUGGACAAAUCUUGGUGAAGAGCAGCAUUGGACCUGAGUUUAUGGGAUGUCAGGCUAUUACCUUUAGGCCUGCCAAUUCUUGGGAGAACACUGAAAUGGAUGCCAUAUGCAGCUACCGAACCAAAACCUCCGUCGUCCCGUUCGAUAGAGUCAGAGUUUAUCACGAGCUCGUAAACAAGACCAGUGACUUCACCAAGAUGGGUCCCUAUACCCUGGCCCGGAAUAGCCUUUAUGUCAAUGGUUAUCACAAAGUAAUCUCUGUGCCUCCUCACUUGCCCACCACUGCCCCACCUCCAGCCAUGGAGCAAUUCACCAUUAAUUUCACCGCCACCAAUCUCAAGUACAAACCCGAGAUGGGAAUUCCCAAGUCGAAACUAUUUAAUUCUACGGAGAGAACAUUCACUUCACUGAUGGGGCAAAUGUUUCCCAAGAGCACCAUUGGGCCCAUGUUCACAGGAUGCAAUCUCACAGCUUUGAGAUCCGUGGAUGCUAACACAGGGAUAGACAGCAUCUGCCACUACAGGAGAAACUCUACGGCGCCGCCUUUUGACCGAGAGAAGGUAUACCAUGAAUUCGUCAACAUGACCAAGGGCUUCACCCGAAUGGGGCCCUACAGCCUGGAAAGAGACAGUCUCUAUGUCAAUGGUUACCACGAGCCAUCGGUAACUCCAUCAUUCACCACUGUUGCCACAACCCACAAGACACCAAUGGUUGGGCAUUUCACCGUGAACUAUACUUUGACCAACUUGCGUUUUACGAAGGAUCUGGAGACGCCAGGUUCCCGCCGGUUCAAUUCCACGGGGAAAGUCAUGAACCACUUUAUGGAUCCCCUGCUCAGGAAGACGAGUGUCAGCCCAGCACUGAUCGGGUGCAAAGUGGAAGGCUUUCGGGCUGUGGAAUUCAGUGCUGGCGUGACAGUGAACACUCUCUGCAGCUACCAGAAAGACCUUCUCCCGGCCCCUUUUGACCGCGAGAAGGUGUAUGGUGAGUUCAGUGACCUGACGGAAGGAGGCACCAAAAUUGGACAAUACAAAGUGGAAAAGUACAGCCUUCAUGUGCACGGAUUCAUGCUGUCUGUGAGGCCUGCAACCCAACUGCCUCCAAUCCCAGACACAGCGGCUUACGAACUCGGCUUCACGAUAGUCAACGAGAAUUUGACCAACACAGACCCAUCAUCUCCAGAAUAUAGACAACUGAUGACCACUAUCAGCAACAAGUUAAAUCGCCUCUUCAAUCGAAGCAACAUUGGUGAGGGAUUCAAGACUUGCAACGUGACUGGAUUGAGGUAUGGGUCCAUCGUGGUGGAAUGUAAAUGUUACUUCAACCCUGCAAUGAACAUCAGCAAAGAGACUGUCAAAGACACAUUCCAGCAAGAGACGCGGAACGCCUCUUCCCAGUGGCUGGGCAGUAGGUUCCAGCUGAAAGGCGUGACUGUGAGAGCUCUGGAGCCUGCCAUUGACGUGGUGACCAACGGCCCUCCGCUCAGCUCAAAGCCAAAGGACUUUGCUUUGAAUUUCACCAUCACUAACCUGCCACUGACGGCAGAAUUGAAGCGCCCCGGCUCAGCUGCCUACCAGAGCGUCAAAGCAAACAUUGAGGAAGAUCUCAACCAGCUUUUCCGUCGCAGCGACUUAGGGACCAGUUUCCUUGGCUGUUCUGUGGAAAACUUCAGACCCACUGCCCAGGAGAAUCAAACUGGCAUCGAUUCUGUCUGCACAUUCGCCAUCCAUCACGGUUCGAGGACAUUUGACAGCGCUCUCCUCUAUGACCUCUUCAGGAACCUGACUGGCCACGUCUCCCGGCUGGGAAAUUACACGCUGGACACAGAGAGCUUGCAUGUGGGCGGAUAUUCUUCGACUGUGAGUCCAGUGACCCACAAAGCAGAGCUGCCUUUCUGGGCGAUCAUCCUCAUAUGCCUGUCUGUCCUGCUGGGCUUCAUCCUUCUCUUCCUGGUCUGCUGCUUGAUUGCCUUCUGCGUGAGGAGGAAAGCAGGAAAGUACCAAGUGCAGCAGAACAUUUUCGGCCUCUACUUCCCACACCUGGACAUGCGAAAGGCACGGUGAUGUGGACUGCAGAACUGAUUCCUGCCCCUUCUUAAAAUAAUAAUAAUAAUAAUAAAGGAUUACUUUGCACACAACACCCCUCCACCUCCCUGCAGACACAUAGCAGGAAACCACUGUUUACCGUAGCUGAAAGAAGGGACUGGAUUUCAGACAUGAAUUGCGAUCGGUCCAACUUGGCUGGGCCUGGAGGAAAGAGAAAAGGGAAUGUGGAUGACUCGUGCCGAUUCGGCACAGACCUCUCCGAUAUGAACGCUUUCUAUGGAUGAUCAGGAGGUUGGAGCGGCCCCGUCUUAUUUAUUAAUUAAUGCACUGUGGAAUUUGGAGCACUUAUUUUUAUAUUUGCAAAAGGAACAAAUGAGCUUAUUGAAGUAUUAUGCAGUAGUCAGAUUCUGCCUCAAAUGCAGUGUUUUGGAGGAGAGUGUUUUGGAGAGGAGAGCUGGUCUUGUGGUAGCCAGCAUGACUUGUCCCCUUAAGCUAAGCAGGGUCUGCCCUGGUUGCAUAUGAAAGGGAGACUAGAAGUGUGAGCACUGUAAGAUAUUCCCCUCAGGGAAUGGAGCCGCUCUGGGAAGAGCAGAAGGUUCCCAGUUCCCUCCCUGGCAGCAUCUCCAAGGCAGGGCUGAGAGAGAUUCCUGCCUGCAACCUUGGAGAAGCUGCUGCCAGUCUGUGAAGACAAUACUGAGCUAGAUAGACCAAUGGUCUGACUCAGGAUAUGGCAGCUUCCUGUGUUCCUGUGUAAGUAUCUUGCAUUUUCUUCUUGAAACGCUGGGAGAGAUCAGACAUGUUGCUGACCCACCGACACUGACUGCACUUUACAGCCUUUAUUAUUUUUAUGUUAUUUUGCUCAGUCGCUAAAAGUUGUGUUGGUUGUUCAGAGAGAUGUUAAGAAAGGUGUUUUUAGAAGAGCAAUCUUCUAGAGAUCAUGCAGCUGAAGCAGAAUGCUUAUUUCUACCCCAGACUGUGUUUAUGGUGUGGGAUAGAACCAACUUUUCAAAUAAUAUAUAUCAGGGAUUAAUCUGAUGAUUUGUUUUUCUGUUGUUUUAUUUAUAAUGUUGAAGAUUUCUUAAGGGUGAAUAAAUAAACAAGAGACUGAAAAACA